AUGGAUCCCUACACCCCAAGAGCCAGAACUGGCGGAAAGAAGAAGAACCUGACGCUAUCUACGAAAGAAUACAACAAAAUCACGGACACCAUCGCGUCCGUAAGGCGUAAUCGACAGUACAUUGACGACGACCUCGGUGAGGACAUUGACCUGCGCAUCCCCGUAUCUCGUGAAAGCGGGAGAAGGAGACGUGACGAGGCAUCGUUCGAGGCGGAGAGGUCGUUCGUGCGCGCCCCACUCAACUCGCGCGUUGUGUCCGGCAGUGCACAGAGAGAAAAGGGGAAGGGCAAAGCGAAGGAGAACUCCCUCUAUGGCAUCCCGGUCGAGAUCCAGGAGGCGCUAGUCCUUGAGGAUCUGCUUUUCGUGCUUAUGGGCAUUGAGGGGAGCUACAUCACGUAUCACCAGGAUUACUCACCGGACGAUGAUGACCCCCUCAACGGCGUCAGGUUUGUCGUGUCGCCGUCUUUAGAUCCAUCGCUUCGGGACCUCGUCGAAAGGAUAUUACCGCUAGCCACUUACUAUACGGCUAUCAGUUCGUUCAUCGAGUUGCGCAGUCACCUGGACUUUGGACUCGUCAACCAUGCGUUAUGCGCGUCAAUGCGCGACAUGCUCAAAGACUAUCAGACAUUAUUGUCGCAGCUCGAGCACGCGUUCAAUACUUCGCCACACUUCACCCUACAGAAGCUCUGGUUUUACGUCCAUCCUACGUUACAUACCUUGUCCCUCCUCUACUUGCUCACGACCGAUUUGGCCACGGCGGAUGACCCAACAGCCGAGCUGUCUUCGUCUUCUUCAAGCAGCUCCGAUGCCGAAGAAGACGCAAGGAACGAGGCGUUAGGUCUCGGCGGUGCCAAGCUCAAAGCAGUCCUGUCGGAGAUUAAGACGACAGGCCUGGGAGUGGACGGUGGCGCGAGUGGGAUCGCGGUCAAAGGCGGUGAGGUCCUCGCAAUUUUGCACGAGCGCAUGCAGAACAUGUCAGGAGACCCCGCCGCUCGGGAGCUUUACGGCGCCCUGCUCCGGGACUCUGGGAAGCCUUACGUCGAGAUGGUCCAAGCUUGGAUCACAACAGGCAAGCUCGAUGACCCGUACGAGGAGCUUCUCGUCAAGGAGAGCAAGUUCAUCAAUCGCGGGACGCUGGAGAUGGACUAUACGGACGAGUACUGGGAACGGCGUUACACGCUCAGGGACGGAUCGACUCUAGGCGGCUCCUCGAAGCAGCACCAGGCAGGCGUGCCUCCUACCCGCUCAGUCGGCGGCCGUCUGCCAGGCGGAGCUUGCAUUCCGGGUGUACUCGAAAGGUGGAAGCACAAGAUCUUACUUGCCGGAAAGUACCUGAAUGUCAUCCGCGAGUGUGGCAUCGAGAUCCGGCGAGACUCUGGCCAAGAAUACGAAGAAGACCUGUCUAUGGACGAUGAGAGGUUCUACAAAUGUAUCGAGGAUGCCUACACCCAUGCGAACCGGACAUUGCUCCAACUUCUUCUCCGAGAUCAACAACUGAUUCCUCGUCUCCGUUCAUUAAAGCGGUACUUCUUUUUGUCUCAAUCAUCGUUCCUUACACACCUCUUGGACCUGUCUCACAAUGAACUCCGCAAAUCUUCGAAGUCCGCGUCUCUAGUCAAGCUGCAGAGUCUCUUGGACUUGGCGCUGAAUACAGAUGCUCAGGGCGAAGACGCCAUGUUCCGCGAGGAUGUGAAGGUCACGAUGGCCGGCAAUGGCUUGUACGAAUGGCUGCUGACCGUUGUGAAUGUCAGCGGUCUCGAAGAUGGCGAGACUGCGGAAGGGCACGGGCACGCCCACGAGUCGCAGAAGAAGGAUCGGGAGAAGGAGAAGGACGACAAGAAACAGAUACUUGCGAUUGACGCGCUCACUUUGGACUAUCAUGUCAAGUUUCCGUUAUCUCUCGUCAUCUCGCGGAAGACUAUUCUACGAUAUCAGCUCAUUUUCCGCUUUCUUCUUCACCUCAAACAUGUCGAGCAAUCGCUGUCCUCGAUGUGGAUAGAGCAUAAGACGACGGCGUGGCGCCGUCCCACCCGUCCCAGUGGUACUGGUCCCGACGCCGGUCGCCAAACGCCGCAUUCCCCACAGAAGGAUUGGCAUUCGGAGUUCGAGAACUGGCGCAAGCGCGUGUUCUUGCUCCGUGCACGCAUGCUCGCGUUUGUUCAGCAGAUCCUUGCUUUCACGACGUUUGAGGUCCUCGAGCCGAACUGGAGGAAACUCGAGGGUAAGCUUGAGGCAGGCAAGGUCGAGACUGUCGACCAGCUCCUUAGGGACCAUGUGGACUUCCUCGAUACAUGCCUUAAGGAAUGCAUGUUGACUAGUUCGAAACUGCUUCGGGCGUACUCGAGGCUGAUUGUCACAUGCUCGACAUUUGCCUUAUACACUGCUUCUUUCACUAAGUCCGCCAAUAAUGCUAUAGCUGCCGCCGACACGCCGGACGGGGAUCACUCGAUGGCGAAGCGAUGGGACAUCUUGGGGAAAUUUGAGACCAAUUUCAAUCACUGGUUCAAGGUUCACCUUGAUUGUGUGCAGUUCUACGCCUCCAGCGAGAAUGUGUCGCUGUUGCCUCUUGUUGUCAGGCUCAAUAGCAUAAAAUCUUCACACUGA
Dichomitus squalens LYAD-421 SS1 is the source of this 2604-nucleotide messenger RNA. RefSeq lists its product as uncharacterized. Gene Ontology annotation, molecular function: gamma-tubulin binding; microtubule minus-end binding. The coding region runs from base 1 to 2604 and encodes 867 amino acids. The record is from RefSeq and is a predicted model, not a curated record. The transcript is spliced from 12 exons. Gene Ontology annotation, cellular component: centrosome; equatorial microtubule organizing center; gamma-tubulin small complex. NCBI's taxonomy places the organism in Eukaryota, Fungi, Basidiomycota, Agaricomycetes, Polyporales, Polyporaceae. Gene Ontology annotation, biological process: microtubule nucleation; mitotic cell cycle; cytoplasmic microtubule organization.